Molecule: messenger RNA, 5037 nt
Organism: Aedes albopictus (Asian tiger mosquito)
Lineage: Eukaryota; Metazoa; Arthropoda; Insecta; Diptera; Culicidae
Gene: E2f1
Product: transcription factor E2f1
Exons: 7
Coding region: 802-3000 (732 amino acids)
Biological process (GO): regulation of transcription by RNA polymerase II
Cellular component (GO): RNA polymerase II transcription regulator complex
Molecular function (GO): DNA-binding transcription factor activity, RNA polymerase II-specific; RNA polymerase II cis-regulatory region sequence-specific DNA binding; protein dimerization activity
Source: RefSeq, a predicted model, not a curated record
CCAACCGCUGCUGUUGUAGUGAAAGAAAACUCAAGCUUUCAAAGCGCGGACUGCCGCCGAAAAGAAGAGUCGUUUUUCCUUUUCCGAGUGCGAGGGUUCCAACCAACCAUUGAGUAGCAAAGAAGCAAAAAAGUGGAAGUCCCCAUUUUGUACGCAAUAGUUUGUAGAACACUGAAAUUCCUGAAGUGCCCGAUCCGAUUGGGACAAAUUUGGGAGUGGAAAGGCUUUAGUUGAUGCCUGGAGAAGAAAAUGAUCGGGUUUUAUUGAUUUGCUCGGAGAGUGCGCAAAAUUUUCACAAUUUUUUCCACUUUGGGAGUGUGCGACGGGAUAGAAGAAGAAGCUGGUGGCCGUGAAAAGUCCGCCGUCUGUGCAACAGACAAUCGCUCUAGGAGUAGUGCCUAUAACCUAGACGAGGUGGUAGUGUUCCAGACGAGGUCAAAAGUGAAAAAGCGCGCGCGGUUUUGGUUUGGUUGCGCGAAAACUUCCCCAAAGUGCCCAAUAGUUCAAUGAGAGCAAAAGACUUCCGAUAGAUCUCUCCCGUUUAAUAAUGGCUACUGUUGCCAUUGCAAGUAAUUUACCGCAGCGGCGGUAGUAAAGUGCCAGUGCGUUGAAAUUUCUGCUGGUUGUGUUCCAGCAGAUACCGAGACCGAGGUCUGUACGGAAGCCUUCAAAGAUCUGUCCAAGCGCAUAAGCCAGAGUAAACAAUAGAGAGGACAGCAGCGGUUGGCCCUCGCGCGCAAAUGCUGACAUCGGCGGCAUCGCGAAACGAAACGCUUUUUGCCGGAAAGAAAGAAACAAAUUAUGUACACAAUUCAUUCUAAGCAGAAACAGCCACAACAGCAGCAGCAACAGAAACAGCAGCACUAUGUAGUGUCCACUAGCGGGAGGGGUAGGUUAACUAAUAUGGAAUUCAACAAAAAGACUGGCGAGUCAUAUGGACUGAAUGGCAGCGGCGGCAGCAGCAGCAGCAGCAACAACAGCAACCAUACUGAAUGUGCAAGUACAAACCAAUCGAUGGCCUUUGGUGGUGGCACCCGGAAGUCAUCGAUCGGCAGCGGUAGUGAUCUGUCCUGCGAAGACUACGAGGAGGUGAAACCGGACAUCAAAGUCAGCUCGCACCUGCUCGACCAUGGGUACGGAUACGGUGUAACGCCGCAGUACCAUCAUCAGCAACAACCUCAAACGCAGCAACAGCAGCAGCAGCAACAACCAAGCCAUCAUCACCAUAGUAGCAGUAGCAGUACUAGUAGUAAUAGUCAUAAUAGCAGUAGUCAUCAACAGAAUAGUAGUUAUAGCCGGCAUCACCACAGUCCAACGGCGUCCGGAUCGGGAUCGGGAUCAUCGUCGUCGAGAAGUGGCACGGCGACCACUCCAACACACAACCACCACCACCAUGCCAAGCAAACGACGCCGAGUCGGACGGCUGGACUGCACCACCAACACAAGAGUGCCAGCGGGGAUCCUCAGAUUACAAAUUAUUUCAAGGCGGUGAAACGUAGGCCCCCCUCCAGCUUAUCGCCCACUCCGACCAAAGUAGCCAAACAAUGCAGUAGUAAACAGCCCAGCUCUACCUGUUCUACACCCACGUCGACCGUGUCGUCCAGUUCGUCGAAGAAGCGGUAUUCGGAGGGAACGAGGUAUGACACCUCGCUAGGUCUGCUCACGAAAAAGUUCGUCGACCUGCUGAAGGAUUCGGCCGACGGGGUGGUCGAUCUGAACAUUGCCUCCACGAAACUGAACGUACAAAAGCGUCGGAUCUACGACAUUACCAACGUGCUCGAAGGGAUCGGUAUCCUGGAGAAAAAGUCCAAGAACAACAUCCAGUGGAAGUGCGGGAACUCGUUGUGCAAUAUCGAAAAGAACAACCGAAUACAGCGCGAUCGGUAUCUGCUGGAGCAGAAGGAGAACAUGCUGGACCGCAUGAUUGUCGAGAUGCGCAAUAUGACGUCGGACGACAUGCAAACCACGAAGCAUGCCUACGUCACCUGUCAGGAUCUGAACUCGAUCGACAUCUUCAAGGAGCAGAUCAUCGUGGUAAUUAAGGCCCCUCCGGAGGCGAAAUUGGUGCUACCUGACGUGCAACAGCCGCGGGAAAUCUUUUUGAAAUCGGAAAAGGGCGAAAUCGACGUGUUCCUGUGUCCGGAAUCGUCGGAGGGUUCACCAAACGGCGGAAGCCUCGGCGGACUCGGUAGUUGUAGUGGUAGCUUGUUUGGAGGCAGUACCGGAGGGAACGGUAACAGCAGGUCUGGACCGGAUCCUUUACUGGAAAAUAUUGACCCACUGUUGUCACCGUUUAGCGAAAAGCUUUUCAGCCCUAAGGAUAAGACAAGAACCAACAUUAUGAAACAGUUUAGUUCAAUGAGUUCAGUGAGGAACCUCAAAGCCUUGUUCGGAGGACCUGCCGUCGAAGUCAAAGCGGAACCAAGUGCAGUGGACUUGCUAAACGGACAUUUGAUGGGUGUGGCAGAUACCGCGCAAACAAACAACUCGUCGCCGUGGAUGCUAACGCAAAAGGAACUACAUCUCCUCAGUGAAAGCGGCGACAACAGUGUGAUACCGACAACGAAAACCGCCGCCAAAUCGUUAUUCUUCACCGCCGAUUCGAUCAAAAAAGAACGAUUAGAUCCGGAUCAGGUCGAUUCCAGUGUCGGUACCGUCGGUUCCCAGAAGCUCCUGCCGAUGGAAAUCACCCACAAAAACGCAUCGUUGAGCGAUGGCAACAAACUUAGCCCAGAGACGCUGCUACCCCAGGAGGCCAACUCCCAGUUCAAUCCGGACGGAUUGUCACUGAAAUCACUGAGCGCCAAAACGACUCCGGUCAAUAUGCGCGAACGGAACGCAAUGCUCCCGGAGCUGGGCAACUGCAGUCCCUUCAAUCUACCGUACCCGGAAGUGCCCGAAAUGGAUGCAUUCCUGCCGCUGGAACCGCUGGACAACGAUUACAACUUCUCCCUGGACCAUACCGAGGGCGUGUUCGACUUGUUCGAUUUUACUUUUUAGUUCAAAUUUAUGUGGGAAUAUACAAUAUGCCAAUAUAUCUAUAUUUUAGUUCUAUUAAUAUUAUAUUAUUAUUACUAUCGUAAGCUGCUGCCGCUACUAGAACUGAGACAGAGGAUGGGACAUCGCGUAGGUGUCCGCGAGGUUAGGCGGUUAGGACAGCGUGGCGCAUAUUCUGUUGAAUGUAUUUUUUUUUCUUAUGCGUGAUCUGUAAGACCAGUUUUCCUUAUUAUAUGUUUUUGGAAACGAAACGAAAAGGCGUUAUUUUUUCGUAAAACACGGCACUAGACAUUCAGUGUUUAGGAAAGUAUUCGAUCGAGCUGGAAACAUCGGUGUUACUAUAGGAUUGUUUAUACUAUGCUCUAUUGAUUGGUGAUAAGUUCUACAUUUUUUGUAAAUAUUGUUCUGUAAAUUAUUAAAAAAGGAAACAAAGUCGAAGCAAGAACUAACAUGAGAGGCGACCCACAAUUUAUCUCGAGAGAAUCUAUAGUGACCUGACCAUACUUCUCCCAGUUGAAACUGAACCCUUUCGUCAAUGCGCUUAUGAAGAAAUAAAAACGAUAACGAUGAUCAAAACCAAUCACAGUGGGAGAAGAAGCCGUAACCAGGACGACACGAGGUGAAUCGAGAUGAUAGAGUUCCCUCCCUGAACUCCACUGAACGUCAUCUACGAAUUAAUAAGAACAAAACGCUGUUAUAAAUUUUCUUAGGCCAAUCGUAAAGAAAACUCAAGUCUAGUAAUAGUAAGUACAGUCGUACUAAAUGCAAAAUAAAAUGAAUGCACACAAAUCAUACAAAAUAAAACAACAAUUACGAUCGGAGGACGCCGCCUGAGGGCCCUCUAGAUUUUAAGCCAGAAACCCUUAAUUUAUACAUAUAUUUUUAAUAGAAAUGUCUAAAAAUGCUGAUACAACAAGACAAACAAAAGUCCCACAAAUAACCAAUCAAAUCUGAGAAUGAGUACAGUCAGAGUAAAACCAAGUAGCGAAUAGAACUUGUGCAAAACCGGUUUUUGCGGUCGUUCUUUUACAAAGAUGCAAAUUUUAACGUUCGUUUAUGUCCUAUUUAUUUGAUUUUUUAGAGGUCUGUUCUGGAAGUCUGGCUGAGAGGAGUUACUAUAGCUUACUCUUCAAAUAGAGCGAGGUAACAGCUCGGUUCGCGAAAAAUCUCCCAGCUCAAAAAGUUGACUUGCCGUGAAAGUCGAAUUGCAGUUUGAUUAACAGAAUAGACCUCUUGUCAAACUAUCCGUGAUUCGUUUCCUCGGUAUGGAUUUCGCAGGGAACAAUCCAAAAGCUAGAAUCGGUGAAGAAGAGAGUAAAGAUUGAAAAAAAAAAUACGCUUGUUAGUUUGUCUCCGUUGCCAAUUGAUUCAUUUUUAUGGAGAGAGAAGAUAAGAAUAAAACUAAUUGCAAACGUUGUUAUCUGAAUUUGAACGAUUUUUUUCUUCUAUCGGCUUGAUCCGUCUACAACUCACACAUGAUAUCAAUAGAGGUUGUUGCAUGAUUUGACUCGGUUCAUAUGCAAUCCCGGUACCCGUCAUAAGCAGUUCGGUUCCAUUGCCCGUUUGUUACACUUUAUACCUUUCGUCAACUUGUAUAAACUCAUUCGCAAUCCUACCGUUACUGAUCGUGGCGCAGAGCAGCCUUCUGUGCUCCUAGCCAAGCAAUCUGAUAAACUGAUUUCCAUUGUUUUUGUUUUGUUCUUCGGUAUAUUUGUAUGUACAUUGACUUUUAUAUCCGGGUGUAAAUUUGCCUUUUCCGCUGAAUGCGCGUGCACGUGAGAGCUACGAGUCCAGAGCUACGAGAGUUGAAGAAUGUUGUAAAUAUCACGGGAGAUGUUGAGUGGUGGAGUCACAGACAGAGAAUGGUGUCGAAAAUUGAUUGGAAACAAAGAAAAAAAAACUUAACAAAAAAAACAUACACUACAGUUAACGUACUUUCCACACACUCGGUCUUGCGACAAGACUAGCAUUUCUUCUGUGUACCACUCGUGAGAUAAUAACAAAACAAACAAAAUAGAGAAAAAUGCUGAAAAUAUUGAA